GAAAGCUCUGUGUGAUUGGUUUUUAUAUUAAACAUCUAUAUUAAUAUCUAUGUGCACUGGUUGAUCAUAUAUAUUGUUGUAUUUAAAAAAUGCAAGAAAUGUACUAACACUAUCAUAUAGAUUUAUAAAUCAUGCCCUUCACUAUAUAAGUGGGCUAAAAUGUUAAUUUCUCCAUGACGGACUAGUUCAUGAUCAAUGAAGCCAUAAAUAGGCUCUGAUGCAGCUCUCACUUGUUAAGCUGCGCCUUUAAGUGAGCAAGAUUAUCUGGUUCCAGGCUAAGUGUGCCAGUUUACUUCGAGCACGUGUAAGAUGCCAGCGAACUCUGCGGGCAGUUCCACUCUGUCUGCCCCAGUGAAUUUCAGCCAUGGAGAUUACCAAGAUGGCCAAUCAAUCAGUAUGGUAUUGUGCUGGCCUGUGUCAUUUUAUGUAUGUCAAAUGAUUUACUAGGUCAUAUGACACACUUUACUCAAUACUGACCUUUGUAGUUUGCCUGCAGAAGCAAGUAUGACCAUCUAGUGUGUCCUUAGCUUUAGAGUUUACCAAAAUGUUACUUGUAUGUUUUACCUUUUCUUAUUGUUGUAAGCGUAUAUAUUACAGCAUUGAAAACCAAGUCCUACCCACGACAUUAAAACGGUACUUGUUGCUGCCUCACUUGGCACUCAGCACUGGAGGUUAGAGCGAGGAAACAAGACUGGUUGACCUGGCAUCAGUAUAAUGUGGCAGGGUCGGGUGCCAUGUCUGGUAUCUUUGGCAUGAUACUUUAGUGGCGCAAGCACAUUGGCAGAAUGGACUGUUUAUUGAAUUUUGAAUGUUGACUAAGUUGCAUGACUCAUAAUAUCAGCAUUUCUCUUCACAGAUUAGUUUGUGUACACACAUACGAAGACGCAAUUCACUUCCUACUGCAUAAGAGCUUUAACUGUUCUGUUACGGGCCAGCUUUGCCAGAUAGAACUGCCUGAAAUUUGGACUGCGUAGGCAUUGGGAAAGAUAAACAACAACCCGAUCACUUGUACAUGAGACUCCAUGGUGGCACAUGCAUGCAAGCCUCUGUUCAGGCGAAGCGAUUCCCCCAAUAGCUGGCUGUGGCAUUAUCAAGCAUGGAGUAAACAGAGGGUACACCUGUAUUUAAGGUAAAUCUUAUGUUGAUGUAAGAAUGGGUGCAGAAGAGAGCAAACCUGGCAGCUACAGUUUGAUGGGAACAAGUGCAAUCGUCGCCAAUGUGAACAGAAGAGCCUUAUUGGCCAGGCCUUGGUCUCUGUUACACCAGUGUUCUCUUGAUCAGUGGAGAGUUGGCCAUUCAGAUGCAGCUGGAUUCUCUGAGAACUUUUCUGUUUGCAAUGGCAUUAUUUAUAAAGACUGUAGCCCUGCAUUUUGUACCUCUAGACAGGGCAUCAUUAAUAUCAACAAGUCAAGUUCUGUGUUUAGCUUCAGAAGGAAGAGCAAGUUCACCAAGAUGGCAGAACAUUUUGAGUACAAUCAUAUUCCUGCCCAGUUAUCCUCAAUUCAAAACUUUCACGUGAAAAGUGUGCUUUGUUACCAUAACAGCAUUGUAGUGCUACAUCUUGUGCGCAAUCUCAUGACACAGUUUGGAGUCAUAAACUUGGAGACCAAUAAGUUCAUGGGAAUCUUUGGCAAGCAGCCUGCAGAGUUCGUCAAUGAAGCGCUGUUGGGGAAAAUCAGUCCAGACGAGUCAAAAUGCUUGAUUAAACUUCCGCAGCUGAAGUCUCGUGGUAACCCUUUCGUCUUCCAACUUUACGAUCUCAAAUCCAAGGCUUUGAUAAGGGAAAUUGAUCUGGCCUAUCAGGAGACUCAUUUUGCCUUUGACCCUCGGUUCAGUUCCAAGCGUUUGGCAGUGACGAGUUACAAAGCCGGGGAGGAGCAGAGUCUAAGUCUGGUGAGAACGGACACUUGGGAGGCCAUUGCGACUACACCUGGCGUGGUGGAGUCCAGUUAUGCCAGUCUUCAGAUGCUGGUCAGAGAUCUGUUCUACUCUAAGGAUGGAUUCAUUAUCUUUGCCAUCUUGGUCUCACAGUCAGCAACGUGUCAAUGUCGUGAGAAGAAAUCGCGACGCCAGCAGCCGCUGGACUGCAGUAUCUAUGUGUUCAGCGCCGAUACAGGAGACACCCUGCACUGUAUCCAGUUUCGUCGCUAUAUCUGCGGCCAGCACUCUUGCCUGCGUAACUACAUGCCUGCAUUUUCCUUCUGUGGCAGUCGGAUGGCAUUAGUGUUGAAUGACCAGGAUUCUCCACAGCUUGACCACGUCCAGGUGUACAAGCUACCUGUAGAGAACACGCUACAGAAUCUGUGUCGCAUUACCAUACUCCAGCAGUUCGGGAUGGCCAACCUUCCCAAACUACCCCUCCCCCACCGAAUGAUCCACUACUUAUACUUCAAACCAGAGUUUGCCUAAAACCACACACCUAGGCAGCUUUCCAUGAGCUCUUGGGCACCACGGAAUUCCCACAAACAUUAUCUAAUAACAGUCUCUAGUUUUUUGUAAAACUCCAUAUUUUUUCAAAACGAGAAUGAGGACAAAUUUUUUCUAAGACAUGGACUUGCUCAUUUUGUGUGGAGCAUACUUUACUCCAGAGCAGAUGGACUUAUUAUAUUUUGAACUGCUGCAAAUUUUUAAUCCAAUGUUCUUUCAAAGUGCUAUUAACUUAUUGAUAUUCAUUUAUAUGUAAAUCCUAGUCAUUAAUAUUGAGCUCUCUUCAACACAUUGUGCAUACAUAAUUAUGAAGCCUGAUAAGAAGUUUUCUUGUUUACAUAUUGAUUAGGAACUAUGUCAAAGCUUUCAUUUUCUUACGCAUAUGUAAUCCUGCAUUUGGUAUCUACACUGACCAUAUCAGUUGAAGAAUAGCCGUGGUGAAAUGGAUGUUCAUUACAUCACUGUGUAUUCCUGAUUGUUGAUGUUGUGUGACAAAUUUACCAUUGAGUGGACCCCGGGCUAUGCCCGGUUUCCUCCCACCAUAAUGCUGGCCGCCCCAGUAUAAGUGAAAUAUUCUUAGUACAGUGUAAGACACCAAUCAGAUAAAUAAAUCAAAUACCAUUGAGUGGAGGGAGUCAGUAUCACACAAAAGGACAAAUGUGAUUUAGUUCUACUUCAAAUCUUGUUGCAUGAAAACUGUAAUGGCCCAGUAUACUAGUUUUGGACAACAUUAAUAUAUUUGUGCAUUAGUUAUGUUUAUACUUUUGUUUCUGAGCAGAUAUUUGUGCAAUCUUUCCAUAUUUAAUACCAUAUAUAUAUAU
This is a messenger RNA of Liolophura sinensis, 3248 nucleotides long. RefSeq lists its product as uncharacterized. The record is from RefSeq and is a predicted model, not a curated record. Lineage: Eukaryota; Metazoa; Mollusca; Polyplacophora; Chitonida; Chitonidae. Gene Ontology annotation, biological process: intracellular signal transduction. The coding region runs from base 1153 to 2409 and encodes 418 amino acids. The transcript has 4 exons.